GUGUGGGCGCGUCCAGGUCUCCCUCAGUCCGCUAAGGAUGGACCAGAGGAGCGCUGAACCGGACCCAGGCACCGGCAGCUGCCCGGUCACGCUUUACGGGGAAUUCACGGCCAUCGGUUCCCGAAAAGUCCGGUGUGCCGUGAACCUGACCGAGAAGGAGCUCAUCGUCCAGAGGCUCCCGUCGGCACCUGUUGGGCGGAACAAGGUGGUGCUCAGCCUGAAGGACUGUGUCGGCUGCCGGGCUUACCGGGAGGAUGACGGCGGGGAGCCGGCCGCCUACCUGUCCGCCUACUUCUACCCGCUGAAGCGGCGCUGGCUGAGCUCCGGGGUGUCGCGGCAGAGAGUGGAGCACCGCUUCCGUCUCACCGCGCUCCAGGACCCCGGCGCCAACCUGGAGGAGGCGGAGAAGUGGGCUCGCGCCGUCCGGGAGCGCUCGGGACGGCACCAGUAUCUGAGAGACGGGUUGACGGUGUGGGAGCUGGAUCAUCCGGGCCGAAUGAUGCUGCUCGUGAAUCCACAGAGCGGGAAAGGGCAAGCGCUCAGCCUGUACAACAACCACAUUCAACCGAUGCUCAACGAGGCCGGUGUCCCACACACUCUGGUCAUAACUGAGCGGCAGAAUCAUGCCCGAGACCUGGUGAGAGAGGCCGACCUGUCGCAGUGGAACGCUGUGGUCAUCAUGUCGGGAGAUGGACUCCUGUACGAGGUGAUAAAUGGUUUGCUGGAGAGAGCAGACUGGGAAGAGGCCAUUCAGACGCCGCUGGGUUUCCUUCCUGGGGGAUCAGGCAACGCCUUGGCUGCGUCCAUACAUCACUACUCUGGAGCCUCUCAAGUCUUCGGUGAGGAGCUCCUGAUCAGCUGUGGUUUCCUGCUCUGUAAAGGCCUCCUGUCUCGUAUGGACCUGGUCUCCGUCCAGCUGUCCUCCGGCCCUCGUCUCUUCUCCUUCCUCUCUCUGGCCUGGGGCUUCGUGGCGGACGUGGACAUAGAGAGCGAGAAGUACCGUCACGUUGGAGCUGCCAGGUUCACUGUGGGCACGCUGGUGAGGCUGGCUUCUCUCCGCAUCUACAAAGGUAAGCUGGCUUACCUGCCCGCCUCCAAGGACUGCAACCCAGAGGGAGGUUUGAGAAACAACAUGACGAAGCACUGCAACAAUCAGGCUCCCUCUCUGAGUCCAGCCUCUCAGCUUCACCGACAGACGAGAGACUCUCCCUGUCAGAACACCCUUCACAACUCCUGCCACUCCAACAACUCCCUCAAAGUGCGGAGGGCGGAGAGCACGCCCCCCAGAAGCGCCACCAAAGGUCACCCCGGCCCCCCUGCCUCCCGGCUGCUGCCCCUGGACCAGCCGCUGCCCAGUGACUGGGUGGUGGUCCAGGAGGAAGACUUUGUCCUCAUGCUGGCCAUGUACCAGUCCCACCUGGCGGAGGACCUGAUGGCAGCACCGAACGCCACCUUGGACGACGGCGUCAUCCAUCUUACCUACGUCACAGCGGGAAUAUCCCGCAGCGCUCUGCUGAGGCUCUUCCUAGCUAUGGAGAAGGGCACACAUCUGACCUCUAACUGUCAACAUCUGGUGCACACGGAGGUGCAGGCGCUCAGGCUGGAGCCGAACUCUCCCAAAGGAAUAAUAACAGUAGACGGAGAAGUGGUGGAGUAUGGGCCGAUGCAGGCUGAAGUGCACAGAGGUCUGGCAAGAUUAAUCACUGGAUGAACUGAAGAAACAAACACCAGCGGCUUUUAUCUUUGAUAUUUACGGCUGAUGAUGUUUAAUUGAUCAUUUGUACCAUUUCAAAUCAGAAAUGGAAAAGGUGCAGGAGCAAAUGGAUGUUACACUCGCUCACUUUUAUUCGCUGCGUUCUCGGUCAGUGGUACGCAGAAAACCGGUACAUCAUUUUUUUAAAGAAAAUACUUUGAUGUUUGAUGGGAUAUUACAACAAACACGUGCUGUGUAUGGAGACGCAGAGUGUCCAAUAUUAGAUUAACAGUUGAAUAAAUAUAAUAUAUAUAUUUUUAUAGAUAUUAAGGACUACUUCAGAAUAAGAGGUUUUAUUGCAUUUAUAAAAAUUUGGGGAAAAAAUUGCUUUAUAAUUUCACAACUCAAAUAACUGUUACAAUGCUUUUACUUUGAAAAGAAAAAGUAUGAUUGUUUCACUGUUUAAUUGAAAUCUUUUAUUUAAUGUUGAACACUUGGGGGUCUCCAUGGCCACAGUUGAUCAUACUGUGGUAGAUAAAGUCAGCCUCACAGACACAAACACGUUUCAUCAUCAUCAUUAUGAUGAAGUGUUUAUCCUCCGCAGUAAUAAAUCCAGCCAAUCUCCUUCCUCUCUGAGGCCUGGGGCUUCGUAGCGGACGUGGACAUAGAGAGCGAGAAGUACCGUCACGUUGGAGCUGCCAGGUUCACUGUGGGCACGCUGGUGAGGCUGGCUUCUCUCCAGCUUUCAUGUUGUCUACUGCUGCAUGGUGUGUUCCUUCUGUCCUGGAUCCACAUCUCAGCUUUAAGCGCAGCAUCUUAUUCAUCAGGAAAUUAUUGAAUUUAUACCUUCAUGGCUCCUUGUCACUAUGAUGAAGACCAUGUCUUUGUGUGUGUAUGUGUAGUUAUUGUGUGGUAGUGCAGAUGUCCUCAUGGAGUCGUUACCCUGGUUGGAACUGAGGUCAUCAGGCAUUGUGACUGUUUCUGAGACGAUGGUGCUGCUGAGUCAUGUGGAGGAAGGUGAAAAAAGCAAAUGGCAUCAUAUAUCAUUUAAUAUAACUAUUUACAUUUCAUUAUAUUUAAUUUAUUUCCUCAUAUUAAGACUGUAUGACUGUACACAGUUUCAGAUUUGUUGCCUUAAAAGCUUGUUCCACCCUGACUGUUGCAUUGUGAGCGACAUGAAGCCGCUGCUGCUCGGCCUCCACGUCGCCCUGAUGGUCACUGACGCACAACGACUACUGGGACAGUUUCGCCCAAGAAGCAUCCACUUGUUGGAUCCUUAGAUAGUCGGGAAUGGAAGGAUGCGUUUGAAGGAGCCUUCAAAAUGGAGCAGCCUGUGAAGCCAUCUGGCUUCACUGCUUUGGUCCUGUUAGAUUUGUCCUUGUUUCAUAAACAAACCACAGUGACAGAACGGAUCUGCAUCCGUCAGACCACUUUUAUAUUUCCAUUUCUUUCUGAGGUCUAAAGUCUCCAGAGUGCUGCACAAACACAGUCACAGUGAAACAAUUGUGACCAGUGAGAAGUCAACACAUUCAAAUGGUCAGUUCACCAUUCACCACAAAAUACCAUUGAGAUUGGACAGUCGUCUCACAGCCGGAUAUCAAAGCUCCUCGAAUAAAACCAAAACCAUAAACUGCACGACUAGAUAACUGGAGAGGAAAAAGAAAGUGGUGAGUGAACUGACCCUUUAAUCCAGCUUCUCAUUGUAAUCACAUGGUUCCUUUUAUCACCAGCAACCACUUCAUGGGAACUAAUGUAAGAAAUCACUGAAGUGACAUCGACACGAAUAAGAAGGUGAAGCUCUGAACCAGGACGAGCUGAACGUCCCUGACCGAUGAUGUGACCAGGCUCAGUUGGAGGCAGCUCUGGUCCUGGUCUGAAAUGUUUUACUGCCUCCACUCCCUCCAUCCAUACCACUCUGCUGCUUUCCUCCAUCCAUCAUCCAUCUCUCAUCUGCUGCUUUAAGAGCACUGCAGUGUCUGCAGAGCAGUCCCACCACACCGGUGCUUUUCAGACAUGCUCGCUCGCACACACACACAGGUGUGGUAGCAGCAACUGUAACAUCAGGAUAUCUGAUGUAAAAGAACCAUUUGCUGCUGAAAAGGAUCGAUGUCACUUUCCAUGUGAACAGUUAGAGAGGAGAAGGCAACACGGCUGCAGUUAAAAUGCAAAGAUUUUCCUGUUUCGUGUUUUAAUGCCACGACUACGUUUGACACUGUAAACAACAGAAUAAUGAAAAGACCAAAACGUUUUAAUACUUUUUCUUUGAUAUGUUUGCACAGUUUACGUUUGUUGCUCCUUCAACCGAUUAACUACUUUAGUAUAAUAGCUUUUGACAACAGCUGAGUAUGGGCAAGCCUGUGAGAUGGAAACACUACUUGAAAACAUGCGUGUUGCACGUUGCCGUCGAUUUUGGAGACAAAUGUUGUUUGUAGCAACAAAAGCUCCAAGUUUCACCUGCUGUGAUUGUUGCAUAUGACAGAAAUAGGACCAUAAAGAUGAAAGAUUUGUUUGCCAUUUACACCAGAGAGUGCCACAGAUCAUUUAUCACUUUUUUUUGGUCUAUGCAAAGAUUUCAGUUUGUUCUGUGUUAACUAUUUCAUGUGCCUUGACUGUGCCGCCUCCUGGUGGCUUGAACACGGUGGUGCUUUCACUGAUUCAUUAAGUGCAACCAGCUGAAUUUCUUUUAUAUCAGCUCAUCAGUUUUCUCACCUCCAUUUUUGAAAAAACUCUGAGAUGGAAGAGACAGAGUUGAGUAAAUAGAAAGUGUCGUCAGGUCAGAUAAUAAAUGAAAGUCAUCAGUAACGUCUGUGCAGAUCUUGAACUCUUGAAAUAGGAACGACAGAGUGGUUUCUGUGUGAUUGACAGUCAGGUCGUCCAACUUUCAUCAAACUAAUAAAAGAUGAGAUGAUGAAGGCGCUGAUGAGCGUUCUUCUGACCACACCCACGUCUGACUGUUGAUAUGCUGUUCGUCUCUACCUGCUGCUUCAAAGCUGUUGUUCUUUUGUGUGUUUACAUGUUUAUGGUGAAGGGAAGAAUGUUUUCCUUUUUUCUUGCACACUGAAUAUUGAUUGGUUCUUUAUUCAAAGAGAGAUCUAUUUUUCCAUUUUGACAAAUGUCUGUAAUUUUCGAUCAUGAAAUCGAACUUUCUGCUGGAGUGUUCUUGAUUGAAAAAUGAAAUAAACAAUGACAAACCAA
Molecule: messenger RNA, 4888 nt
Organism: Pleuronectes platessa (European plaice)
Lineage: Eukaryota; Metazoa; Chordata; Actinopteri; Pleuronectiformes; Pleuronectidae
Product: sphingosine kinase 1
Exons: 5
Coding region: 38-1711 (557 amino acids)
Biological process (GO): sphingosine biosynthetic process; cellular response to growth factor stimulus; negative regulation of apoptotic process
Cellular component (GO): membrane; cytoplasm; intracellular membrane-bounded organelle
Source: RefSeq, a predicted model, not a curated record